UCUGUCUCAGACCUGAUUUUUUCUCCUCCUCUUCCUGUGUUUAGCUCAGAAGUCCCACCACCACCCAGGACCAGCUCCUCCUGCCCCUGGAUCUUCUGAUGGGCCCCAGAAGGUGACAGUGUUGACCACAAUGCUGUCAGGCCGGUGGUGGCCAAGUACCUGGGGCAGCCUAGGGCUGGGGCCCCGAAGCCCUUCUCGGGGAUCCCAGCUCUGUGCCCUCUAUGCCUUCACUUACACUGGGGCAGAUGGCCGGCAAGUGUCUCUGGCUGAAGGGGACAGGUUCCUACUGCUUCGAAAGACCAACUCAGACUGGUGGUUGGCAAGGCGCCUGGGAGCACCGUCCAGGUCUCGACCCAUCUUCGUCCCAGCUGCUUAUGUGACAGAAGAAUCUAUCUCUUCCCAGAGCCCAACUGCCACCACUCCCAGCCCGUCUAUCUGGACUCCUGGGCCAAAGUUGUUUCCUGGCUCCCUAGAAAAGCUCCACCUGUCUCAGGAACCCCCAGGCAGAGCCCAGGCUACGUCUGAGCAGCCUCCUCCCCUUCCCCCCAAAAUGUGUAGAAGUGUCAGUGUUACCAAUCUGAGGCCCACCCUCCUGCAGCCCUUCCAGGAAGGACCAAGCAGCAGAUCCCUCUCUCAGGAGGACUUGCUGACGGAGUCCAGUGCCGACAUGGCAAGACCCCAGCCCCUCAUGUCAGAGCCCCCUGUGUACUGUAACCUGGUGGACCUUCGCCGCUGUCCCCGGUCCCCGCCCCCAAGCCCUGCAUGCCCCCCGCUGCAGAGGCUGGACGCGUGGGAGCAGCACCUGGACCCCAGCUCUGGCCGCUGCUUCUACAUCAAUUCGCUGACUGGCUGCAAGUCCUGGAAGCCCCCACGCCACACUCGCACCCGAGAGACGAACCCUGGCUCCAUGGAUGGGACACAGACCCUGAAUAGGGACAACGGUGUCCUGCAACCUCAGGCAAAGGGCUCAGGAUCUGACACAGGGACCCCAGAACUGCCUGACCCCCAGGGUUCACCCUGCCUCCACCGGAGCACCUCCCAGCUGGACCCUUCAGACCAGCCUUCAGCCCUGCAGCCCUCUCGACCUCUGCCACAGGUCCUGGAGGACCCCCAUGAGGUGGAAAAGUCGGGUCUGCUCAACAUGACCAAGAUCGCCCAGGGGGGGCGCAAGCUCAGGAAGAACUGGGGCCCAGCAUGGGUGGUGUUAGCGGGUAACAGCCUGAUGUUCUACCGACAGCCACCGCCGCCCGCGCCCUCCUCGGUCUGGGGACCAGCGGGUAGCCGACCCGAAAGCAGCGUGGACCUGCGCGGAGCGGCCCUGGCCCACGGCCGCCACCUGUCCAGCCGCCGCAACGUCCUGCACAUCCGCACGGUCCCUGGCCACGAGUUCCUGCUGCAGUCAGACCAGGAGACCGAGCUGCGGGCCUGGCACCGCGCGCUGCGCGCGGUCAUCGAGCGCCUGGAUCGGGAGAACCCCUUGGAGCUGCGUUUGUCGGGCUCGGGCCCGGCGGAGCUGGGGGAGCUGAGCGCCGGGGAGGAUGAGGAGGAGGAGUCGGAGCCGGCGUACAAGCCCCUGCUGCGGCUCGGCGGCCGCCGGAGCUCCGGUCGGAGUCCGGAAGGAGCCGAGCAGAACCGCGUGCGAAACAAACUAAAGCGGCUUAUCGCGAAGAGGCCGCCCUUGCAGAGCCUGCAGGAGCGGGGUCUGCUCCGAGACCAGGUGUUCGGUUGCCAGUUGGAAUCACUGUGCCAGCGGGAAGGGGACACGGUGCCCAGCUUUGUGCGGCUCUGCAUUGCUGCUGUGGAUAAGAGAGGUCUAGAUGUGGAUGGCAUUUACCGGGUGAGCGGCAACUUGGCAGUGGUCCAGAAACUUCGAUUCCUGGUGGACAGAGAGCGGGCGAUCACCUCCGAUGGGAGGUAUGUGUUCCCAGAACAGCCAGGACAAGAAGGCCGAUUAGAUUUGGACAGUGCUGAGUGGGAUGACAUUCAUGUGAUCACUGGAGCCCUGAAGCUUUUUCUCAGGGAGCUACCCCAGCCUCUGGUGCCCCCACUGCUGCUGCCUCAGUUCCGUGCUGCCCUUGCGCUCUCCGAAUCAGAGCAGUGCCUCUCUCAAAUACAAGAGUUAAUAGGCUCGAUGCCGAAGCCCAACCAUGACACUCUACGGUACCUCCUGGAGCAUUUGUGCAGGGUGAUAGCGCACUCAGAUAAGAACCGCAUGACCCCCCACAACCUGGGAAUUGUGUUUGGACCAACGCUGUUUCGGCCAGAGCAGGAGACAUCUGACCCAGCAGCCCAUGCUCUCUACCCCGGACAGCUAGUCCAGCUGAUGCUCACCGACUUCAGCAGCCUCUUCCCCUGACUGGGGCAGGAAGAAGAGAAAAUGUGUUUCCGAUGAUCUUCUCUCUUGGGUACCCUUUGGUGUAGCAGCGGUGGGGUGUUCUGUUUUGAGGAUAUCCCUUUAAAUCCUGUGUCUCCCGGAUGACCAUCUCCAUCUUUGUGAGUCUGACCUGAGGUGUUGGGAUGUGGUGAGGGAGCUUCUCCGGAGAGGAGGGUGGGUGAAUUAACUCCUGCUUCUCUUCUUGUUCCCUGUCACCCCCGUCCUCGAGGUAAUAACACAUAAAGGAGGGCCCUUUCUGAUGCA
Messenger RNA from Ceratotherium simum simum (southern white rhinoceros), 2638 nucleotides. It is a transcript of the gene ARHGAP9, whose product is annotated as Rho GTPase activating protein 9. Lineage: Eukaryota; Metazoa; Chordata; Mammalia; Perissodactyla; Rhinocerotidae. The record is from RefSeq and is a predicted model, not a curated record. Gene Ontology annotation, molecular function: protein binding. Gene Ontology annotation, biological process: regulation of GTPase activity; signal transduction. Gene Ontology annotation, cellular component: cytoplasm.